AUGAAGUCGCCGUUAGAGAGCCUACCUGUUGAGUUGUUUGAUAUGAUUGCUGCCGAUUUCAGUCUACCAGAGUACCAAAGCCUCCGUCUAGCUUCGCAACAGCUUUACCAGUUCGUCCAUGCAAAGUUUGCGCGCCUGGCCUUUGCCGAGCAAGUUACCACUCUCAGCUCAUCAUCACUUAAUCGUCUCAGCAACGUGUCGAGCCAUCAAGGUCUUCGGGACGCCGUCAAAACUCUCCACAUCCGUCUUCUGAAUGAAGAGGAAUACGCAAAUCUGAAUGCAAUUAGCCGUGUGGGUCGAUUUCCUCCUCCGAAGAGAUUUCCUAGAGUGUUAGGGGUAAGAGACAAGAACGUCAAUGAUGAGGCGGCCACAUAUCCCUACGUACUGCACAACGAACGCCCCUCGCGCCUGUACAAUGGGCUUCUGAAAGUUCUCAAAGGUCUGCCUCAAUUGAAAACCAUUAAACUUAGUAUGAAGCCGUCCGCAUCGUAUAUAUGGGAAUGCAACGAAACAUCUCACAGUCUAUUUCGAAGCAAGUGUUUUGAAGUCGUCAUCUACGCUAUAACCCACAGUAAUAUCAAACUGGAAGAGUUCACCAUGGCCAGAAGAAAAGGCCGCCAGAUUUUGUACAAACCGGUCGAUCUGUCGUUUCUGGCCUUCCAACUGGGCCCAAAAUCUCUACAGACACUACAGCAUUGCUUUUCCAAUCUCCAGUCGCUCACGUUAUCGAUCAUGACAGGCUACGAUGCCCCGCGCCCAGAUGGGUGGGCCAGCAGUAUUUGUGGCUUCAUCGCUGCUGCACCCAACCUCAAGAAGCUGACUCUGGGUCUGGAUCGUGUCAGCGCAAAGUGGCCAUCGUCUUCGUUUGGCGACAUUGUGGUCAAAUCCCUAGCCAUUUCCUGUCGAUUACCACGUCUUGAGACUCUCGAGGUCAUAAACUGUGCAUCCGAUGGGAAAGACUUGGCCGACUUGAUCCGAACGUAUUCUUCAUCGCUUCAAUACAUCGUCCUUUCCCACAUACAGCUCUCAACCGAUAAGUGGUGUCCAAUUGAGGAUGCUCUAAAGGUAUGCCAUCAACUAAGGUAUUUUCGCCUGGUUGCAUUCGAGGACCGCUGGACUAGACUGUCAAUCAAGGCACGAAUUAAUGGUCGUCCGGACUUCGUCUGGGACGUAUACGAAGACCACCAAAACGCGUCUGAUUGGCUCCGCGGAGUCACGGGAUUGGACAGAAGUUGA
Messenger RNA from Bipolaris maydis ATCC 48331, 1236 nucleotides. RefSeq lists its product as uncharacterized. NCBI's taxonomy places the organism in Eukaryota, Fungi, Ascomycota, Dothideomycetes, Pleosporales, Pleosporaceae. The record is from RefSeq and is a predicted model, not a curated record.